AUGGCUGACAACGCGGACCCUGACCCCCUUCCGAGCAUCGCGGCACUCCCUCAGUCAACAGUGCGACAGCUCGGCUCUUCCCAAGUGCUCAUUGACCCAAGCUCCGCCGUCAAAGAGCUUAUUGAUAAUGCUCUCGAUGCUCGUGCCAGCGCCGUCUUCGUCGACAUCGCCAACAACACCCUGGAUUCAAUACAAGUGAAGGACACCGGUCAUGGGAUCCCGCAAGAAGACAGGCCGCUGGUAUGCAGACGGUAUUGCACGAGCAAGAUCAGAGACUUCGAUGACCUGAAGGAGGUUAGGGGCAGAUGGCUGGGCUUCCGCGGUGAGGCUAUGACGAGCAUGGCUGAGAUGAGUGGGACGUUGGAGAUCACUACGAGAGUGGAAGGCGAGCCUGUCGCUGUGAAGCUCAAAUAUGGAAGAAAUGGUAAACUCGCUUCGACUGAACGAGCAUCAGCUCCUGUGGGCACAACUGUCAAGCUCACCGAUCUCUUCAAGUUUCUUCCCGUCCGCAAGCAAGCUGCGCUCAAACAUUCCUCCAAAUGGCUCGCUAAAAUUAGGCGGCUGAUGCAAGCCUAUGCCCUGGCUAGACCGACCGUUAGGUUCAGUCUCCGCGUGUUGAAGGCAAAGUCGAAGAAAAACGACUUUGUAUAUGCCCCCAAGAAGGACGCCAAUGUCGAAGACGCCGUCCUCAAAGUCAUCGGGAAAGACUGCGCCUUGCAAUGCGAUUGGACCGCGAUGGAAACCGACGGUUUUGAGAUUCAGGCUUUCCUCCCUAAGCCAAAUGCGAUCGGAUCGAAAGUCGCCAACCAGGGUUCUUUUGUCUCCAUCGAUUCACGGCCGGUAUCAGCUAGCCGAGGCACACUGAAGCAGGUGGUAACUACCUUCAGAGAACGACUACGCAAUGCCAAUCCUACGCUUGUUUCGGUGAAGGACCCUUUCUUCAGCAUGAAUAUCAACUGUCCGUCCGACUGCUACGAUGCUAAUAUCGAGCCAGCGAAGGAUGAUGUCUUGUUCGAGAACGGGGAUUCGGUCGUCAGCGCAGUCGACAAGCUCCUCAUGUUGUACUACCCUGAGGCGAGGGGCGAGACAGCAGGAGUGGAGGAGGAAGCUGAACAGCCUACUUCGGCUCAGCCGGAGCUCCGAGACCCUAGCUACCGGGAUAAUACGAAGCGCUCGAAGACACCGAUCUCGAUUCAUGAAGAUUCAACACCACUUGAAGACCACGAACUCGUUCGCAGACCCCCUAAAGAACAGACCCAAUGGCGAUCGACCAUGUACGGCAUUGAUGAAGAAGAUUUAGAAUUACUUUCAGACGAUCAGCGUCCAGUGAUCGAGGAAGAGGAAGGACGUCUUGCUGCUGAUGUGUCAAAUCCAUGGACUAUCGCACGAAUGAAUGCUGCAAUGAAACCCAAGAAGCCCGCGAACACACAGCUAAUGACUCCAGCUAAGACAUUGGGAAACAUAACUACGGGGUCAAGCUCCCCUGCACCAGCAACAAAUCUACGUCAGCAACGGCCUGUCGAGCCGUUGACGCCACAGACUUCCUCCAGAAUGAACAUGCCGCAGUCCUCGCUAGACACGGAGCUCGAGAGAAGCAUUAGCCGACUUCCGCGUCCGACGCAACGCAGGCCUGCAGGCGGCAGUCAUGAUCAGACUGUGGAUGAAGAAAUGGAAAUCGUACCAAGCCACUCGCAAGACUUGACUUCACUAGCGAAAGUGGGAGGUCCACUACCGUUCUCACCGAUCACCGUCCAGCGACCUAGCACGCAGCCUUUCGAGAUCGGCGAGCCCACCGGUUCUUCAACCCGAAUGAAUGCUCCGGGGAUUCCACUCGACAUGAUACCUUCGUCAUCUGCCGCUCCUCGUCGUCCUCGGCGCAAGCAGCAGCCUCGCCAUGACGCGCCAUACUCGUCCGAAUCACCAGGGCCUAGCGAUGAGUGGUUUGGCCAGCCAAUGCGCAGACAAGCCUCUUCAAAGGCUCUGCGGUCGCGAAAGCAGAAACCGCCACACAAUCCAGGUGCGCCUAUCUUCGCUUCAAGCAAUCUCUCAAGCCCUCGAAAACCAGUAUUGAAUGCAGCAGAUCGGCUCGUCGAGAACCGUCUCUACUCCGAGAAUAACGCCGACAUUCGUGACUUCUUCAGACAAAACAGGAAUCAACACCAGAAAGGCGCCUCGGGGGGGCCAUCCCCUGUCACCAACGCGCUUCGCACGCACAAUACUAUCGGCUCGCCACCGAAAAAUCGCGACAUGGCUGCCCAAUUUCGUGCCUAUGUAGAGCGCGAAGACCCCUCCCGCGACCUAUCAGCGUCUCCAACACGACGCGCCAGAGGUCCCCGCAACCCUCCGGCCCACGAGACAGCGCCUAAGGCCCGGCCAGCGCGUCGACGCACCAUUGACGGCCCCCUCCGCAGGAAAUCGUCCAGGCUACCGCUUGAGAGCAUACCCCAUGCGUAUCGCAUCCACGGCCUUGUUCUCCCUGUCGCAGUGCGUAUGCGCGACCUGGAGCGCAAUAUGCGCAAACUAGGCAUGAGCAGAAACAGUCUCGAGUGGGGCUAUCCAGCUGGCGAGAGUAGCUAUUAUGCGUUCAGCGUCCCCGUUACGGACGGUAAGCUGCGGGACUGGGUGGUGAAGAUCGAUGAGAUGCUAGAAUGCUUGUACGAGAAGGAAGAUGUUGUGGACGUUCGAGCCGCGCUUGACGAGGGUGUCAAGGACGCUGUGAAGGCACAUCAUGGCGGCGCUGGAGAAGGGCUUGAGACAUUUGUUGUUGUGGACGACGAUGACGAGGAGGAGGAGGAUGACGAGGAGAUAGAUGAGCGUGACCUGACGCGCGUCGAAGAAUGGACAAAGCAAGUCUUCGCCGCCAACAACGAGGACACCGUCGGGGUGCUAGAUCCAGCCGUCAAGAACGUCGAUGGAGUGGAGGAGAGCGCGGACGAGUUUGGGGAUGCGAUCGAGGAUGAUGAGAUGUUGCUGGACUUUUGA
Molecule: messenger RNA, 2982 nt
Organism: Trematosphaeria pertusa
Lineage: Eukaryota; Fungi; Ascomycota; Dothideomycetes; Pleosporales; Trematosphaeriaceae
Exons: 3
Coding region: 1-2982 (993 amino acids)
Biological process (GO): mismatch repair
Cellular component (GO): MutLalpha complex
Molecular function (GO): ATP-dependent DNA damage sensor activity; ATP binding; mismatched DNA binding
Source: RefSeq, a predicted model, not a curated record